This is a messenger RNA of Sorghum bicolor (sorghum), 1989 nucleotides long. Its product is annotated as synaptonemal complex protein ZEP1. The transcript has 13 exons. The coding region runs from base 1 to 1989 and encodes 662 amino acids. Gene Ontology annotation, biological process: reciprocal meiotic recombination. The record is from RefSeq and is a predicted model, not a curated record. NCBI's taxonomy places the organism in Eukaryota, Viridiplantae, Streptophyta, Magnoliopsida, Poales, Poaceae.
AUGUUCUGGUGCAAUAGGUUAAAUUGGCUCAAGUGUGAACAUAUCAAAUUGAUAAGAGCAGCAGAGCAGAUAAAUCUUUUAGAGGGAAAACUUCAACAAGCUGUGAAUGAAAAUGCAAAGCUUAAGGUGAAGCAGACUGAAGGUUCGAAGCUCUGGCAGGGAUUAGAUUCGAAACUCUCUUCAACAAAGACUUUAUGUGAUCAACUGACUGAAAGACUGCAGCAGCUAGCUAGUCAGACAGAACAAGCUGAGGAAGAUAAGAAGUUUUUUGAGGAGAUGCUUGGGAAGAAUUCCAAAGAUCUGGAUGAAUUCAACUGCCUGUUGCGUGAUUUAUCAACAAAACUGGAGGAUCUGGAACAAAAAAUAAUUUCAGGGCGACAGGAGAUGUUGCAGAUCAAACAAGAGAAAGAAGAGAUGGAUCGAAGUUACAAGGAACGACUGUAUUCAAAUGAUACUACGAUAAAGGAAAAAGAUUCCGUCAUCAAGCAGUUGGAGGGUUCAGUUGAUGAAAAUAAAUCCCGCUUGACAUGUCUUGACUCCUGCUUGCAAUGCAUGGAGCAAGAGCUGAAGCUAAAAGAUGAUGUUUGUAUCAGCCUGAAAGGAAACCUAGCAAGCAGUGAAAGUGAAAAGAACAGCUUGGAGCUUAUGAAUAAGGGACACAUUCUGGAAAUUGAAAAACUAUGCCAGGACAAUAAGAAUCUUAAGGAAUUGCUUAGCAGCUUCAUGGUUAAAGUAACUGAGCUAGAUAAAGAGCAUGCCUCUGUGUCAAGUCAUGUGUCUAGGCUGAUUUCUUCAUUUGAAAGGUUCUAUGAAAUGGCCCAAGAUGAGAAAAUGCUAAUGGCAAGACCUUAUAAGGAUAAAUUUGAACAUCUCCAAAGCCAGUAUGUAGAUUUGAUGUCAGAAAACAAUGCUCUGAAAACUGAAAUUGAAGAAUUGAAGUCCAGACUUGUAGAGUUGCAGAGAACUCAAGAAAUUGUUUUGGUUCAACAUGUUGAGGAACGGCAAGUGGCUGAAGAUAAGAUCAGAAGAAUAGAGUCUGAAGCUGAAGUUUCUGCCUCCAACAUCAAUCAGUUAGAAAAAUUAGCUUCUGAACUACAAGGGAGAAUUCAAAAGUUGCUAGAAGAUUCUACCCUUGCUGAAAAUCACAAGCAAGAGUUGCUUCAAAAGAUUUUGAAGCUAGAAUCAGAUAACCUGGAGCUUCGAGGCCAAGUGCAAUCCAUUAUGGAAGAGAAAUCUAAUAAUGCUGAAACUCUGCAAGGAGAGAUAACUAAGCGGGACCAGCAGGUUAAUACACUUGAGAAUCAGAUCAACCAGCUUUGCAGUGUUCUGGAUGAGAAGGAGCAACUCUAUCUUUGUUAUGUGGAAACAGAGAAGACUUUGGAGGACCAGAAAUUACAGGUCGAAGCAUCACUUUCUGCAACAGAGUGCCAACUUAGCGACGCAAAAAAACAGUAUGAUCUCAUGCUUGAAGGUGAAAAGAUAGAGCUAUCCAAGCAUCUGAAAGAGCUAUCUCUCAAAAAUGACCAGGCGAUCAAUGAAAUCCGUAAGAAAUAUGAACUUGUGAAGAUAGAAAUUACUAAUGCCGAAAAAGAAAAGGCAGAAAAGCUCAUAAGGGAAAUUGAAAACAAAUGCAACGAAAACAUAUCACAGAACAAGCAUGAUUAUGAGAGGUAUUUGAUUUGCCUGAAGAAGGAACAUGGCACGAUGGUGGCAAGAAUUCAGCAGGAUAAUGAGCAUAAACAGUCAACUCUCUGGGCUUAUCUCAAAGAAGAACUGCAGCGCAUUCAGUCUCAGGCUGAGAAUGAAUUGAAGGAGAAGCUGUCAUUGCUCAGGAAAGAGCAUGAAUUUCAAAUCAAGUCACUAAGGAUACAUCAUGAGGAAAAAUGCCAGAGGAUGCAGGAGGAACUGGAGCUUCAGAAGUCCAAGGAGGAGAAGCAAAGAGCACGAGUUGAUCAAGAAGUGAACUCUAAGAAGAAUGCUAAGCCUUGA